Molecule: messenger RNA, 1599 nt
Organism: Postia placenta MAD-698-R-SB12
Lineage: Eukaryota; Fungi; Basidiomycota; Agaricomycetes; Polyporales; Adustoporiaceae
Exons: 10
Coding region: 1-1599 (532 amino acids)
Molecular function (GO): heme binding; iron ion binding; oxidoreductase activity, acting on paired donors, with incorporation or reduction of molecular oxygen
Source: RefSeq, a predicted model, not a curated record
AUGCCCGCCUCCAUCCUCGACUCAUUUCUCACAGCCAGCACCUCUACCUUCCUCCUCGCCGCGCUAUCCACCUUCCUCGUCUACUUCGCAGCAUCUGUUGUCUAUCAGCUGUUCUUUUCCCCCCUCGCUGGCCUCCCAGGGCCCUGGUACGCUGCCAUAUCCGACUUCUGGCUCACCACGCAUGUCGUGCGUAUGCAGCAGUGCCGCAUCGUGCAGGAUCUCUUUGAACGUUACGGCCCCGUCGUCCGCGUCGGUCCCAACAAAGUCGUUUUUUGCAAUGCCUCCACCAUGAGGAGCGUCUACUGCGUGCACAAAUUUGACAAGAGCACGUACUACAAAAGUCUUCUAACGAACAAUAACGAUCAUGCCAUGACGACGCUCCCCAACGCCCAACACGCAGUGCGUCGCAAAGCAUACGCACCUCACUACACACCGAGCAAUCUGGUUCUUUUCCAAACCGAUCUCCAUGACUAUUCUCUGAAGCUUGUUGAUAUUCUCCACAACAUGUCUGGCAAAUCCUCGGUAGAUUGCCUUAACCUCUUCCGUCAUCUCAAUGUCGAUAUCAUUGGGUGCACUGUUUUCGGCACACGCCCUGGCUCUCUGGAUAACUGGGCCUUGAAUAUGCAGGACCCUCUCGCGACGGCAAUCUAUGAUUUUCCCAAGAGGGGCGUUUUGCGCAGUGCGGUCCCGACCUGGGCUUGGAAUCUCGUUUGUCGCAUACCGAACCAUCGCUGGCGCCAAGUCUGCGACUCAGACAGGAUCAUGGCCCAGUUUGUCGCAGGACGACUGUACGAGAUGCGAGCCAAGAUCCAGGCCGGACCUGUGGCUGGCGGCACUGAGGCUGAAAAAGAGAAAGUCUCUCUCCUUCAGCGCAUGCUACAAUAUCGCGUAUUCACUACUCACGAAUGCAUGGCGGAUCAAGACAUUAUCUCUGAAAGCAUGGGCCAUAUGGUUGCUGGAGUCGACACGUCAUCGACUACUCUUUCCUACUUUCUGUGGGAACUAUCUCGCCGCGGCGAUGUUGUCCGAAGACUCCAGCAAGAACUCGACGACGCAAUGCCCGAUCCUAGGGUGAUUCCCGACAUCUCUGUUCUCAAUAAAUUAACUUACCUCAAUGCUUUUGUGAAAGAAGGGUUACGAGUUUACGGAGCGGCGCCAUCACUGCUUGAACGUGUCGUGACCUCUACAACUGUGUCCAGCGACGACGAUAACUUCGACUUAAUGGGCUACGCGUUGCCUCCUGGCACGAUCAUCUCAACACAAGCAUGGAGCAUGCAUCGCGACGUAGACAUCUUUCCAAGUCCCGAGACAUUUUUGCCGGAACGAUGGCUCGAAGUCGAGGGACUUGAGGGGGAGCAGGAAAGGCUCAUGAGAAUGCACCAACACAUGAUGCCUUUCGGUGUAGGCACCCGUAUCUGCGGAGGUCACAAUCUCGCCCAAAUGAUGCUGCGCACCGUCAUCGCCGCUCUGGUCAGAAAUUUCAACGUCAUCGCGAACUCGGCAGAGACGAACGAGAGGACCAUGGAAAUGCGUGAUGCAUUUAUACUCUUCCCCGCUGCCAAGGAAUGUAAACUUGUGUUCAGGCCACGCAGCCAGUAA